GGUGAGAGCGACUGGAACGUCAAGAACAUCUUCACUGGGUGGGCCGAUGUGGACCUCAGCGACAACGGCAAGAUCGAGGCGCUUGAGGCGGGCAAGAUGCUGAAGGACAACGGCUUCAGGUUCGACAUUGUCUUCACGUCAGCGCUCAGGCGCGCUAUCAGGAUUGACCGCGUGGACCGCCUUGAUGGAGUCGGAUAACUUCUCGAUGCCCAUCAUCAACACCUGGAGGCUCAACGAGAGGCACUAUGGCGGUCUGCAGGGGCUGAACAAGGCCGAGACCGCAGAGAAGCACGGCGACAAGCAGGUCAAGAUCUGGCGCCGCAGUUACGACAUCCCGCCGCCUACCAUCUCCACGUCCGACCCGCGCCACCCCUGCAACGACCCGCUCUACCGCCACGUCCCCGCUGAGGCGCUGCCCGGCGCGGAGUCCCUGAAGAUGACGGUCGACCGCGUGCUGCCGUUCCUGAACGACACGAUCCUCCCGUGCGUCAUGGCCGGCAAGAGCGUGCUCGUCGCCGCGCAUGGGACCGAAUUCCCUGCGGGCCAUCUGCAAGUACCUGGAGGGCAUGUCCGAGGAGGAGGUGCUGGAGCUCAACAUCCCGACCGGAGUGCCCCUGGUGUACGAGCUGGACUCCCAGCUGAAGGUCGUCAGCAAGUAUUACCUCAUGGACCCGGAGGAGGUGGCGGCGAAGGUGGCCGCCGUCGCCAACCAGGGCAAGGCGAAGUGAUCGCUGGCAGGGCCUGCAUUGGGCUCGAGCACGGCGCGGUCUGCGGCGCGCGACCGCCGGCAAGUUUGGCCUCACGCCCCUGGGAGACCCUCGCUGCCCCAGGCCCAUCGCGAUGUCUCCGCGGGGGGCGCCCCUUUUCGGGUCCCCGCGUCGAAGACGGCCGUCGUUUCGCGCUGCCGCCGGGCGAGGGUCGGCGGGUCCGGCCGCCUUCGCACACCUUCCCCGCUCGGCGCGCCGCCCGGGGGCGGGCGCGCACGGGAGGGUGGAAGAGCGAAGCGUGCGAGGGCCCGGGCUGGCCGCUGCGGCACAGGGCCCCGCGUUUUCCCCCUGUGGUGGUUUUUGCUCCUUCCCCUGCGAAUCGCACGCGGAGGGCGCCGUCGCAGGGGCGCUGUCGCCGCCGUCGCGAGCGAAGCCUCGUGCCCGCGUGUGCCGUCGGUGUUGCGCAGGAUUGUUGUCCCGUUUUUGCGCGCCCCGGCCGCACACUCUUUCUAGACCAGAAUUUGGACUUUUUAUGUGACCGGCCGCGGUGGCGAGGGUUCUGCCGUUCGCCCCCGAUCGUUGCCCCGCACUCCCUGUGAAUAACACAGCCGCGGCCGGGCGUAUGCGCAGUCCAGCUGCGCGCUAGCAUCCGACAGCACUCCCUCUGCCAGAGGAGCGUGCGUAUUGCUUCUUGUGGCAGUGCCUGCCGUGACGGCGGUAUUUCGGUCGCGUCUGCUUCUCCUCGCCUCUGUCGCAGAAACAACGGUCUGACGGGCGCGACGGAGAGCC
Prorocentrum cordatum is the source of this 1496-nucleotide messenger RNA. The record is from the annotation of a GenBank genome assembly. Lineage: Eukaryota; Dinophyceae; Prorocentrales; Prorocentraceae.